GUAUAGUCUAUGUUUGGGUCAGGGGUAAAGAGCGCCGAGAAGCAUGCCUCACACACGCUCACUUUUAAGUGGCUCACCAGGAUUAACUUGCACAUUGCAGUAAACCGUGGAGGUAGCAACAUCUCUGGCUGCUAACUAUGGACCCACUGGAAAGUAAGUCCCCGGGUAGGGGGAAGUUUUUAUGGUUAGCCGUAGUUUUUGUUUUGGCGUGUAUGUUUUGUAUGGGCCAUGGGCAGUUGACUUCUGCUGGGAGGAUUUUACGAGUGAAUCGUGGGAUCCAAGUACCCUUUGGUCGCUCUGUGUAUUUAGACCCAGAGAGGGACUUGAAAAUAGACCAGCAGCCAGGGGAUCGGUGCAUUGUGUCGGUUUUGGAGACGGACGUGCUAGCGCAGCGACCAGGUAUGCUCAUGCCGCACGCUUUCCCGUGUAGAUUUCGCCCUGGCGAAGUUGAGUACACGCACUUCGGUUCGCGUAACCCGCUGUUUGACAGGGUGCGCUUGCAGAUCAGAUACGACUCACAAACUGAAACUAUUAUCAUACCAUUUACAAUUGAGGUCGAAGUGCUUUCCGUGCAACUGGAAAUCGUCACUAGAAAUAUGCCUAUAACUGUUGACCGUCUAUUGGGGUACAGCACACCCAUUAAUAACAAGGCACUGCAGUUUACUUACGACCGCGGCUCUGAAUCAUGCAAAGUAAGCGUACUUAGCGCAGCUAGUGGUUUGCCUAGGUACGGGGAAAUGGCCAAUACAUCAGCUGCAAUGACUAUGAUUGACUGUGAAGCUUUCUUGGAGUCUGGUAUAAGAUAUAAGCACACCUCUCCAUUGGACUCCCCCAACAGAGACUAUAUCCCCAUGGUUGUAGAACUCAUGUCCUCUGAGGGGACCGUGAAAAAACAAGAAUAUUUCCAAGUCAUGGUCAGAAUUAAAGAAGGCCUAGAAAAUACCCCUCCUUCCCCAAGUUAUGAUGCCAUAUUGGUAUUAGAAGUGGAUCAGUUUGUUAUGACUGCAAUAACGCCAGACAUUUUAGCCGCAAUUGACCAGGAGACCCCUGCAGGUCAGCUGAUUUUCAAUAUUACCAGGCCUUUAACUUUUGAUGAGGGUGUUAUUGUGAGUACUGAUGAUAGAAAUCUGCCAGUGAAAUCCUUUUAUCAAAGUGAUGUUCAGGACUUAAAGAUUGCCUACAAGCCUCCAAGUAUUGAUUCAGCAGUUCGUCGCAUUUUUCAAGUUGAGUUUCAAGUGGUUGAUGCAGAGGGCUUAACAUCAGACCCUUUCACUUUGAUGAUUAUUGUAAAACCUAUGAAUACUUUGGCUCCAGUGGUCACAAGAAACACAGGUAUACAGCUGUUUGAGGGACAAUCUCGCCCUUUACUGAGUGCUCAGAAUUUAGAAAUUUCAGACGAAGAUAAUCUUGAUGAUGUACGUAUUCAGGUGAUUGAUGGACUUCGACAUGGGGAACUCCACAUGAAUGGCAUCAAGCGAAAAUUCUUCUCGCCUGCUGAUCUAGAUGCAGGUAUGGUUGUGUAUCAACAUGAUGGAAGCGAUACUUACAGCGAUAAUAUAAUUUUUCGCAUGACCGAUGGCGAACAUGAAGUGGAAUUCUUGUUCCCUGUGACUGUUUACCCAGAAGAUGAUGAACCGCCAAUAAUUAAUGUAAAUACGGGUCUCCAGAUACAAAAGAAUGAUGUGGUUAGUAUUUCACCUUUUGUUCUUAGUGCCACAGACAUUGACAGUGAUGAUGCCAGUAUUAAAUUCACUCUGUUGGAACCUCAUUCCACAGAAGGAAUGGUAAUGAUGAGACAGAUAGAGCCACCAUCAGAUCCAGACAACUGGAGAUUCGUCAAUGGCCACUACGAACGUCCAGUCACCAUGUGGACUCAGCAAGACAUUGUGGAGGGAAAACUGUUCUAUCAUCAUGUUGGGCCACAUAAUACAGAGGUGGUCAUGGACAGACUUAAGUUUACUGUCCAGGAUAAUCAUACUCCACCUAACGUGUCUCCCAUCCAAGAUUUUGUGGUCAAGAUAAUGCCUGUAGAUGACCAACCACCAUAUUUAUGUCCUAGGACCCCCUUGCUUAUGACCGUGAAUGAAUUUCAGCUGACACAUUUUCGUAAAAAAGUUAUGUGCUACACUGAUCUGGAUUCCAUUGAUAGAGAACUUCAGUAUACAAUUACAGCACCGCCAUAUGACACUGAUACUAACAAUCCUUUGCCAGCAGGAAGCAUUGUUUUGUUUGAAUAUCCUGAGAUAAUAAUAAGUGAAUUUACCCAAGCACAGGUGAAUCAUCGUAAAGUUGGUUAUCAACCUCCAAGUACUGAGCUGGGAAUCACGCCGAGACUCAUCCAAUUUGAAUUUGAUGUGAAAGAUACAGCUGGAAAUGUCCUGCCACAACAGAAGUUCACCAUAAAGCUCCAGCCCGUUGAUAACAAGCCUCCUGUUAUUACAAAUCCCGGAUUCUCAGUGUUUGAAAACAACUACUUACAGAUUACUCCACAAAAUUUAGAUGCUGUAGACCCAGAUACGGAUGGCAAUAUGAUAAAUUUCACUGUCGUAGAGAUUCCUGUACAUGGUCAGCUGACUUACCUGGGCAACCCAAUGGCUGAGGGUGAGGUUUUCAAAAGGGGUGACAUUUCUUCUGGACGGAUUGCCUACCUCAACCAAGGGCAGGUGGGAGAAAUGGACAGCGACAAAUUCAAAUUGGAUGUCACGGAUGGCAUCCACCAUAUCCCAGUGGUUGUCAAGGUGGCAGUGCGAGGUGUUGAUGACGAGAUGCCAUCUUUAGCUUUGACCGAUGAGGCUAGCUCUGGAAAUCUGGGGUUCCGCAUUGAGGUGAAAGAAGGGCAGUCAGCACCUAUCACUUCAAAUAUGAUCAAAGCUACUGACACUGAUACUGACGACUUGAUGCUGACUUUCUUGGUUGAAAGCGCUCCACGUAAGGGGGUGAUCUUACUAGGAAACCAGGUUACUGACAAGUUCACACAGAGCGACAUCAUCAAUAAUAAUGUUGUCUAUAUGCACACCAGUGGAGAAAUCGGCCCUGAAGAAACCAAAGAUCACUUCACUCUCACAUUGUCUGAUAUGUCUGAUGAUUUACUCAUUGGUGGAAAUCGGAUUCAAGGGAUCAAAGUUAAUGUGACCAUACUUCCCGUUGACAACAAUACCCCUGUGGUGGUGGUAGGGGGUCCACUUGUUGUGCCAGAAGGGAACAAGAGUGCCAUCACAUUGUCUCAUAUCAGUGCAUCUGACGUAGAUAGCGAGGUAGAUGACAUUCAGUGCACCAUUAUUGUCCAACCAACACAAGGUUACUUGGAAAAUAGUGCACCAGGUGAUGGCUCGGAAAAGUCACGGGCAGGUAUGCCAAUCAGUACCUUUACAAUGAAAGAUAUCCGUUUAAUGAAUAUCAACUACGUUCAAAGUAUUCAUCAGGGUGUGGAGUCAACGGAAGACCGUUUCACGUUUAGAUGUUCAGAUGGUGUCAACUUCUCUCCAAACUUCUUCCUUGAUGUUGUCAUCAUACCAGAUAACGAUGAAGUGCCAGAGCUCUACAUGAGAGAAUUUGUGGUUCUUGAAGGAAAUUCCCUUGUUAUUGACACACCUAUUCUUAAUGCCAUCGACAAAGAUAUUCCAGAACAGGAACUUAUAUUUCAUAUCCUAGAGGCUCCUGGCCAUGGCAAGAUCCUCCAGCAAAGGCCAACAGGAUCAGUACAAGUGGACAGGUUUUCUGUCUCGGACAUUUCUGAUGGCUCCACCAUUGUGUAUGAACAUGAUGACUCUGAAACCACUGAGGACAAGUUCAAAGUUAAGUUGACAGAUGGAAAGCAUGAAGUUGAAAAAGAAAUCUUGAUCAUGGUUAUCCCAGUUGAUGAUGAAACUCCAAGGCUGACCAUCAAUAAUGGAUUGGAGGUUGAUAUUGGUGAAACCAAAGUAAUCAAUGACCAGGUACUCAAAGCAGAGGACUUGGAUUCUGACGAUUUGAACAUCCAGUUCAUUGUACGCAAGCAGCCUAUCCAUGGCUACUUGCAGAGAGUUGUUAAUGGUGUCAGCUCAAAUAUUACCCGAGGGAUGAACUUCUCUCAGUGGGAGAUUGAUGAUGGAAGUAGGAUCCAGUAUGUUCACACAGGAGCAGAAGGUGUCCGAGACCUGAUCAAGUUUGAUGUCACUGAUGGCUUCAAUCCCCUAAUCGAUAGAUAUUUCUAUGUUUCGGUAGAAGGCAUAGACAUGACAUACCCAGAAGUCAUCAACAAAGGCGUAGAAUUACCUGAGGGUGGGUCUGUCAUUUUGACAACUGACCUUUUGAGUACGUAUGACUUAAAUAGCCCUGAUGAAAACCUCCAGUUUACUAUCACACGGGCUCCUAGUAGGGGCCAUCUUGAAAGCACAGACCAACCAGGGGUCCCGAUUACAACUUUUACCCAGCUACAGCUUGCAGGAAACAAAAUUCGCUAUGUGCACAUGAGUGAGGAUGAAAUGAAAAUGGAUAGUUUUGAAUUUGAGGUGACAGAUGGUUAUAACCCAGUUGUUCGUACUUUCCGGGUCUCUCUAAGUGAUAUUGACAAUAAGAAGCCUGUCCUGAUGCUUGAACCACUACGAGUGAAAGAAGGAGGCACAAAACUUAUCACACCAUUUGAACUGAAGGCAGUGGAUCGUGACACUGAUGACACAAAAAUACGAUUCACUGUGACUCAGAUCCCAAUUCAUGGUACCAUUAGGUACAACAAUACUCGCUCUGUGACCACAUUUACCAUGGAGGACUUGAAUGAAAACUUAAUCACAUAUGCCCACGAUGGCACCGAAACUCUUGAAGACAGUUUUGCAUUGGUUGUCACAGAUGGCACUCAUACAGACUUUUUCGUCUUUCCUGACACGACCACCACCACCCGAAGACCACAAGAAGUUUUGGUGGAAAUUAUUCCUGUUGACAAUGGCGUCCCCCAGAUUGCAGUCAAUCGAGGUGGCGCGUCACUAGACCAACUUGGAGAUGGAAGGCUUGGUUUCAGGUUCACUAACAAGGUCUUGAAGGCAGAAGAUCGUGACAGUACAGGGGAUGUCCUGAAGUAUAAGAUCAUCACCCCUCCAGAACAUGGCUACAUCAUCAAUAGGGCACAUGGGAACAAAAGUGUUGGGAACUGGUCACAAGAGGAUGUUGAUCGCAUGAGAAUCCAUUACAUACUAAAGAACAACACAAACGCCACAGGAGAUGUCUUCUAUUUCAAGAUCACAGACAAAGGCGGAAACGUCCUUGAUAAUCAGCCAUUUUACCUCAACUGGGCCUGGAUCUCCUUUGCCACGGAAUACUACAUCGUGAAUGAGACGGAUAGGAGAGUCAACGUCACCCUCAACAGGAGGGGGUUUCUGGGCGAGACAUCAUUUAUCACUAUCACUGCAAAAAAUGGCACAGCCAAAGUGGGUGAAGAUGUUAGGAAGAAGUAUGCCCACCAAGUGCAGUUUAACCCAGGACAAAUGAAGAAGAACUGGCACAUUCGCCUUAUCGAUGAUGACAAGUACGAGGAUUUUGAGACCUUCACACUAGAGCUAAGCGAGCCUGUGAUGGGGGCCUUGGAACACCCCAAAGUGGCCACUGUCCGGAUUCUGGACAAGGAAGAUGAGUCCACGGUGUUCUUCCCAGAGAGUCAGUACACAGUGGAGGAAGACAUUGGGAUCAUCAAGGUACCCAUAAAGAGAACUGGAGACAUUUCUGAUGAACUGAUGGUUAUAUGUUCCACAGUACAAGAUUCUGCCACGGGGACUGUUCCAUCCACUGUCACUUCCUAUUCCGACUACAUCACCAGACCCGAAGACCACAACAGCAUGGUGCGCUUUGACAAGAACGAGGACACGAAAUUCUGCAACAUUCAAAUUAUCGAUGACUCCUUGUUUGAGGAGGAAGAAAGGUUCCAGGUUGUUCUGACCAUGCCUAUGGGAGGGAAGGUGGGGCAACAUAACAUGACAGAAGUGGUCAUUGCCCCGGACAAAGAUGACGAGCCUGCUAUCUACCUGGGAGCAUCAGAAUAUGAGGUUGAUGAGAGUGAUGGUUUUGUUGAAGUUAAAAUAUGGCGGACGGGAACAGAUCUCAGCAAGACCUCCAGUGUCACCAUCAGGUCCAAGAAAACCAAACCUGUCUCCGCUGACGCUGGCUUGGACUACUCUGCAAUCAACAGAGUGGUGAACUUUGCCCCGGGGAUGACCAUGCAGACGGUCAAGGUGACCAUAUUGGAUGACCUUGGUCAACCCAGACUGGAAGGUCCCGAGAGUUUCCAGUUGGUUCUACGGAUGCCCACAGGAGGAAUGAUGGGGGAGCCCAGCAAGGCAUUGGUCGUUAUCAACGACUCAGUCACUGACUUACCAAAAUUCCACUUUGAAGAGGACAUGUACAUGGGUUUUGAAAAUGACGGUGUUGUGAGGACCAUGAUCAGACGCACAGGCGAUACUAGUCACCUAGCAACAGUGCGCUGCUACACAAGACAAGACACAGCCAGGGUUAUGAUGGACUACAGUGAGAGGCCAGACACUGAUGCCUCUAUUGUUACCUUUUUGCCAGGAGAAGUGAAAAAACCUUGUGUUGUGGAAUUAAUGGGAGAUUCUGAGUUUGAGGAAGAAGAGGAACAAUUCCGCCUGGUUCUUGGCAGCCCAAGCAGCCCAUCUGCAGGAGGAGCUUUGAUAGGAAGUCCAAACUUUACCACCAUUGUCGUCAAGGAUGCUGGAGACAAGCCCAUCAUUAAGUUUGAGAGGACAAAGUACUCUGUUAACGAGCCUAUGUUUAGUGGAGAGAUUGCCACUGUAGAGAUCCCCGUGGUGCGUUUAGGAGAUCUUUCACAAACUUCCAUAGUGCGUGUUCACACCAAAGAUGGAUCGGCUAAAUCUGGGCCUGGAAAUGACUACCAUGGCUUCUCUAAAGAACUUGAGUUUGGGCUGAAUGUGUCCCGUCAUGUUAUCAAGGUAGAGGUGCUGUACGAUGGAGAGAGGGAGAUGAGAGAGGCCUUCACUGUCCACAUCAAACCUGACAGAAAUAUGGUGGCAGAUGUACAGAUGAACAAAGCAAUUGUGUACAUCGAAGAAAUGAACAAGAUGGCAGAUGUCACGUUUCCAUCUCCGCCAAUGGUAGUGUCCCUCCGUAACUAUGAUGAUGCCAAGAAUGCUCCACCUAAUCCAGUCCAAGGUUACCCUGUUAUAUGUAUCACACCUUGUAACCCAAAGCACCCAGAAUACUACAAGACAGGUUCCCUGUGUACCAGCGAGGGUAUCAACGAUACGCAGACUAUAUUCCGCUGGCGUGUGUCAGCGCCCAGUUACCUAGAUGGCGUCACUAGUGAGCUGAAUGAUGUUUCAUCGAACACCUUUUUCACAAAUACACAUAAGAUUACCCUUGACAGUAUUUAUUUCAGUGGAGGAAGCAGAGUCCAGUGUGCGGCCAGAGCAGUGAACGAAGACGGUGACCCUGGCCUGGAGUUGCUGAGCCCAGUGGUGACGGUGAGCAGUGACGAGGGGAUCUGUAUGCCUCGCGUGAUGGGGUCAGUGGGGGCGGAACCCUUCACUGCCAAACUCAGAUACACAGGACCUGGUGAUCCCACUCACCCCAACAUGGUGAGGCUAUCAGUGACCAUUCCCCACAGAGACGGCAUGCUGCCUGUCAUUUCCACCAAUAUAUUGUCCAAUUUUGAACUGGCCCUCAGCCCAGACGCCUUCCGUAUUGGCCAGCACAAAUGUUCGAAUUUGCUGGAUUAUGAUGAAGUCAGGACUAAGUAUGGCUACAUCACCAACGAGACGAAGAACCCCAACAUCGUAGGCUCCAUGGAACCCUAUCAGUACAAUGCUGAUAUCCGCUCGGAACCCUCUCUCAGAUUUUACAAGAAUCUGGACCUUGAGGCGUGUCUCUGGGAGUUUGUGACCUAUUAUACCAUGUCUGAACUGGUGACGGACUGUGGAGGAACCAUUGGUACAGAUGGACAGGUUUUGAAUCUCAAGCAGUCCUAUGUGUCAGUGCGUGUCCCGCUGUACGUAUCAUAUGUGUUUCAUUCACCUGUGGCAACUGGUGGUUGGCAGAACUACGACCUGUCCUCACAGCUCAGACUUACAUUUGUAUACGACACUGCCAUCUUGUGGCAGAAUGGUAUUGGUGCCGAAGAUGGUUCAUCAGAACUUCAAGGUUUUCUGUAUCCAACCAGUAUGCGUAUAAGAAAAGAUGGCCGUCUUGCUGUAAAUUUUAGAACAGAAGCCAGAUUCAGAGGGCAAUAUGUGUUGAGUCAUCCAGGCACCAGUCUGACUUCCAUGGUGAUGUCAGCUGUCAAUCCUGAUCUCACGUUUACCUUGGAACUUCUGAGAAGUGAACCAACCUUUGAACAGCCUGAACAAACAUGGGAGUUUGUGUCAGAUUACGCUGUACGCGACUACUCAGGGAAGUACACCAUAAAGCUGAUUCCUUGCACCACCCCCCUGGACCAAGAGUACGCCCUCCCUGUCGUUUGUAACCCUCGUCAGCCUAUGAACUUUGACCUGGAUAUAAGAUUCCAGCAGAUUAGUGAUCCUGUGCCUGCCGAGUUCAGCCUCAAUACCAACUUUCAUCUGCUGCGGAAGAAGGCCCUUUGGCUGUCUGAUGGUUCUAUGGGUUUUGGAGAGGACUCAGAUGCUGCUUUUGGACAAGGUGACAAGAUAUAUGGAAGAAUAAUGGUGGACUCAGUUCAGAAUCUUGGUGAUUCUUUUAACUUGAACAUUGAGAAAGUAUUCAUAUGUACUGGCAAGGAUGGGUAUAUUCCUAAGUAUGACCCUGCCAAUGAGGAAUAUGGUUGUGUGGCGGACUCACCGAACUUACAGCAGACAUUUAGAAUACUGGACAAAGGUGCCCCUAACACUAUCUCCCCUACAUUCAGAGACAUCCCCUUCAAUGCAAGGCUGGCAGUAGACGACCCCUCAGCAGUGAACCUCGUACUGCAGCCAGGAUCUGAUGGGUUUAGCCUGGAUGCCAAACCUCUGUUCAAGGUGGACUCAGGAAGACAGUGGUUUGUCCACGCCAUUUACACUGUGCGUUCCAUGGAAAACUCGCGGAACGGCAUCGGAAAAAGAAGCAUCACGUACCACAGCAUUUCAGGCAUUCAAUCAUCAUUAGAAACAAUGGUGGAAGAGGUGUUACACACACGAAGAAAGCGUGCAAUAGAAGACACUAAAAAUAUUGGCCAAAGUAAUAACAGGGGAACAAAUAUGGUGAGAAUAUCACUGAACUUUACAGCUAAAGCGGAGGACAAUAAUUUGCAAGGAAACACUGAAGUUGGAACAUCUGUUUUAAAUACUGAACCAGCCAGCACACCCAUAAUACCAAUUAUUAUUGCAGUUGUUCUGUUCCUUGUUUUAUGCAUAAUUAUUAUCGUAAUUGUCAUCGUUGUUGGAAGAAAGAAAAAAGAAAAAAAGAAAUCUCUCAGUAAUGGAGUCACUGUCCCCAUUGGGAAUGGCAAGAGUAGAGUGUAUGAUCCUAAAUAUCAGAAUAAUAAUGACAGCUCAGAAGUAUAGGCAGACAUUUGCUUUUUUUAUGUGCAAACACAGCUGUUAUUGUAGAUGUUGUUGUCACCAGAACCUGUCUUCAUUGCCAAAGUACCCAACAUUUUUAUAACAACUGUAUCUGAAAAAUGGGGACACUGUUUUGCAUUUAAUUGUUUAGAGUGUCAUAUUUCUUGUUGCAUCAGUGGAAAUCAGAAUCGGUGUUUUGCAUGAAUCUUGGUGUCAUUUGUAUAGGUCAAAGAAUCAAAUGUUGUGUUCAAAAAUUAGCCCACAGGAAAGCCUGUAAUAAUCAGCA
Messenger RNA from Lingula anatina, 9777 nucleotides. RefSeq names its product FRAS1-related extracellular matrix protein 2. Lineage: Eukaryota; Metazoa; Brachiopoda; Lingulata; Lingulida; Lingulidae. Gene Ontology annotation, cellular component: membrane. The record is from RefSeq and is a predicted model, not a curated record. Gene Ontology annotation, biological process: cell communication; anatomical structure morphogenesis.